Messenger RNA from Batrachochytrium dendrobatidis JAM81, 333 nucleotides. RefSeq lists its product as uncharacterized. The record is from RefSeq and is a predicted model, not a curated record. Lineage: Eukaryota; Fungi; Chytridiomycota; Chytridiomycetes; Rhizophydiales. Bases 1 to 333 code for a protein of 110 amino acids. The transcript has 3 exons.
AUGCUGGAGCUACAGGCAGAGGAAGAAUUAAGGUCAUUGAAAGAAAGUAUACCGGCCCAAGUGGGGGUAAUCGCUCUUAAUCGUAAAAAUGGUAGUUUACUUUUGGCUUCUGGAGAGUUUGAAUCCAAUCCAUCUGAAUCUGCCUUGCAAAUAUAUGGACUCUUUACUGAUUCACUACGUAUCCUAGCCAAGGCAGACAAGGCGGAGACAAAUGGCUUGUCCGAUUCAUUACCAGCUGAUGUCUUGCACCGAAUAGUUGUUUCAAGCCCUACUCAUAGCAUUGUAAUAUCAGGAAAUACACAUAUUGUCACAGCAGUUAAAUCGCCAUUGUGA